AUGCACGUACAGCAAAAGAGAAAGAGAGAUCUGAAAAGCCAAAAUAAGGAAGAGAUCCUUCUGAUGAGAAAAGAGAGAAAUAGAGAAAAAGCACAGAUUUUCAGGCAAAGAAAGAAGGAAUACAUCAAUUCUCUUGAACAGAAGAUCAAGCAACUUGAAGGGAAAGUCUAUGAGCUUACUGUCAAGCUUGAGAAAUACGAAGGUGAAAGGAAUCUCCCAUGAACUUAUGAAGCAGAUCUUUUUGCAGAGCUUGAGUCAAGCCAUUUCUGUGAUUCUCCUACCUUCUCAAAAGUUGAGGAUCAGCUUGAUAUUGACUCUAUGUGAGGAAAACAGGAAAAGCUCAUGCUGCUCUUUAAUAGACUCCAAGUUAAUGAGCAUAGUGAUUCCUUUAAGUACUUCGGUAAAAUGGGUAACUAUAUGAAGAGCGAGAUCAUCCAUCAUAACAACUUAAAUAUUCUUGAAAAAUUCCUUUUGGAGUGCAAUAUGACUCCUGAGCAAGUUAAAAAUGAUUUUCAGAAUAUUAAUAUUACCCAGCUGAACAAAGCAAUGAAGAGUGUUGCAGAGACAAUCAUUGACACUAAGAGAAACUUUGAGUGCUUGAAAAACUUAUCAAAGAAGGCAAUCGACAGAAUUCUGAAGAACUUCAAUAGCUCUCAGAUCCACAAAUUCACAAUACUUUCUGAAGAGUUGGCUUCCAGAGAAAAUUUGACCGCAGCAAAAAUAUGGGAUCUUGUCGAAGAGACUCCUCAAGAGUCUGUGCAGCAACAUGUUCCAUUCUAUUAAAUAAUUCUUAGUCAUAAAAUUUAGGUUCAAUCUA
This is a messenger RNA of Moneuplotes crassus, 817 nucleotides long. The record is from the annotation of a GenBank genome assembly. Lineage: Eukaryota; Ciliophora; Spirotrichea; Euplotida; Euplotidae.